Rhagoletis zephyria (snowberry fruit fly) is the source of this 1665-nucleotide messenger RNA. RefSeq lists its product as uncharacterized. The record is from RefSeq and is a predicted model, not a curated record. Gene Ontology annotation, molecular function: RNA-DNA hybrid ribonuclease activity; nucleic acid binding. Lineage: Eukaryota; Metazoa; Arthropoda; Insecta; Diptera; Tephritidae.
AUGGUUAUAGACGAACUCCUGUUCCUACUGAACGACUAUGGCUUUGAAACACAAGGAUAUGCAGACGAUCUGGUAAUUUGUGUAACAGGGCUGCAUGACGAAACGAUCUCCAACCGCAUGCAACAAGCCCUGCGCAUUACGCAAAGAUGGUGUGACACCAAAGGAUUAUCCAUUAAUCCUACUAAAUCUAUUCUGGUUCCGUUUACCCGGAGGAAAAAGUUAUCCAUGACAGAAUUGACUCUGGGCGGCACUAGAAUAGGGCUCUCAAAUGAAGCAAAAUACCUGGGGGUGUGGCUAGAUAAGACACUCACCUGGAAUGUACAUUUGGAUGCAACCGUAAACAAGGCAAUGAGAGCCUUCUUCGCAUGCAAGCUACUUUACGGGAAGACAUGGGGACUCUUCCCCAAAAUGACUUACUGGUCAUUCAACACAGUUGUGAAGCCGAUAGUCACCUAUGCAUCCUUGGCAUGGUGGACAAAAGCGACACAAAGAACUGCUAGCGCAAAACUAAGCAAACUACACCGAAUGGUGUGCAUUGGUAUAACAGGGGCUAUGCGGACCUGUCCUGCUGAUGCACUUAGUGCUCUUGUAGGCAUACCGCCCUUCCCAAUUCUAAUAGAGAGGGAGGCCAGUCAAUCGGCACAGAGAAUCCUAAACACUUCCGAGCUAAAAACCGGAAACAUGACAGGUCAUAUGAAGGUCCUUAUGAAAUUCACAAAUGACCCCAUAAUGCAUAUGAGGGACUCAGUAGCUCCGAUACUAGUAAUUUCUAGGAAUUUCAAGGUAUCUAUUGCGGACCGAGCAUCCUGGAGCACAGGAAACCCCUACACCAAACCCGGAGCUGAAGUUUGGUACACUGACGGAUCAAAACUUGAAGAUGGAAAAACUGGAGCUGGUAUAUUUGGGCCGAAUUUUAAAAGAUCGAUACCAAUGGGCAGCUACCCCACCAUUUUCCAAGCAGAGAUUCAUGCGAUCGAUAUCUGUGGCAGAGAAUGCCUCAGAAGAGGCACUACAUCCUCUAAAAUCUGCAUUAUGUCGGACAGUCAGGCUGCCUUGCUAGCACUGAGGUCCCACAUAAUAACAUCCAAACUAGUGUACGACUGCCUCAACACCCUAAACGGUCUUGGAAGCAAGAACAAAGUAUUACUGGGCUGGGUGCCGGGGCACGAGGGCCAUGACGGCAAUGAACAGGCGGACCGCCUAGCAAAACACGGAGCUACCACACUAUUCUAUGGCCCGGAACCCUUCUGCGGGCUCACCAAAGCCCACUUAAGGGAGGUCAUAAACAAGUGGGUCGACAAAAAAUUCGAAAGGCACUGGAAUGAAUGUCCGGGGCAAAGACAAGCUAAGCGGUUCAUCUGUCCAUCACAAGAAGCUUCAAAAAAGCUCAUAAAUCUAGGCAGGGAGGACCUUCGAACUCUCACUGGGUACUUCACGGGACAUUGUUCCCUGCGUUAUCACCUCAGUAAAAUGAAUCUUUCAGACACGAGCGUCUGUCGCUUCUGUGAGAUGGACGAAGAAACGCCAGAACACAUCCUUUGUGAAUGUGUUGCUCUCGCUAGACGCAGACUCGCUCACCUAGGUGGUACAACACUUAAUCCAUUCGAAAUAUGGAACAAAAAGCCCAUCGAAGUGCUAGCUUAUAUUAAAAGCCUUCAUAUAUAG